Molecule: messenger RNA, 3253 nt
Organism: Engraulis encrasicolus (European anchovy)
Lineage: Eukaryota; Metazoa; Chordata; Actinopteri; Clupeiformes; Engraulidae
Gene: ptar1
Product: protein prenyltransferase alpha subunit repeat containing 1
Exons: 7
Coding region: 1-1767 (588 amino acids)
Biological process (GO): protein prenylation
Cellular component (GO): cytoplasm
Molecular function (GO): protein prenyltransferase activity
Source: RefSeq, a predicted model, not a curated record
AUGGCUGAGUCUGAAGAGGAGGUGGAUGUCUUGGUUCAAAGAGUUAUGAAAGAUAUCAAUAACGCGUUUAAAAGAAAUCCCAACAUCGACGAGAUCGGGCUGAUUCCAUGUCCAGAGGCCCGCUACAACAGGAGCCCGAUCGUGCUGGUGGACAACAAGCUGGGCGUGGAGAGCUGGUGCGUCAAGUUCCUGUUGCCCUACGUGCACAACAAGCUGCUGCUCUACCGGCAGAGGAAGCAGUGGCUCGACAGGGAAGCGCUUAUAGAUGUCACCUGCACGUUGCUGCUGCUCAAUCCAGAUUUCACCACUGCUUGGAAUGUCAGGAAAGAGCUUCUCCAGUGUGGUGUCCUGUCUGCGGAGAAGGACCUCUAUCUGGGCAAGCUCGCGCUGACCAAGUUCCCCAAGAGCCCAGAGACAUGGAUACACAGACGCUGGGUGCUGCAGCGGAUGCAGAGAGACAUCUGUCCCGGCGUCGGCGAGCGGAAGGAGCAGGUGGAUGGAGAGGGAGGCGGUGACCAUAGAGACGGUGGCCAUAGAGACGGUGACCGGGGCGACAGUGCGGAGGACCCGCUGCGCAGCGAGCGGCUGCGAAGGCUCCUGCAGGAGGAGAUGCGUGUCUGCGCAGACGCGGCCGGACGUUACCCCAGCAACUACAACGCCUGGUCCCACCGCAUCUGGGUACUGCAUCACCUGGCAAAAGGAAAUCUGAAGAUCCUGCACGAUGAGCUGUCCUCCAUGAGGCUGUGGGUGUCCAUGCACGUGUCGGACCACAGUGGCUUCCACUACCGCCAGUUCCUGCUCCGGGCCCUGGUCCGGGAGCUCAGCCAUCACCAGAACCAGAGCCAGAGCCAGAGCUCCAGCCACCAGACCCAGACCCAGACCCAGCAGCAGCAGUCCCCCAGCUCCCCACGCUCCUCCUCUACCCCGUCGGCUACAGCUCCCUCCUCCUCCCCCUCCUCACCGCCACCUCCACACCGCUCCCCGGCCGGCUCGCCCACGCAGCCCAACGGUGAGGCCUCCACCCUGGGCAGUGAGGGCCUCGGCGGCCCCUUGACCUCCGCUGCCAUCUCGGAACUCUUCCAGGACGAGAUGGAGCUCUGCACCGACCUGAUCGAGGCGUACCCCGGCCACGAGACUCUGUGGUGUCACAGGCGGCAUGUGUUCUACCUGUGGCACCAGUGGAGGCAGGAGUGUGAUCUCAGCAGCAGCAGCAGUAGCAGCGCUCAGGCCAACGGUAGCAGCAGCAGCUCCCCUCAUCUCCUCAACCAUGCUCUGGUGGAGCCUCCAGCAGCAACAGCAUCACCAGUACCGGCCCACUCACGGCUCAAAUGUGGCCCAGACUCGGAAAUGGCAGCCAACGGCCAGCCUAUGGACAUGGAGGUGGAUGGAGAAGAAGAGGAGGAGGAGGAGGAGGAGGAGGCAGCGGAGAGGGAGUCCACCACGGCGGCAGAUGUGUGCCCACUCUCAGACAACAUCCAGCAGCAGCAGCAGAGUAGCUGUAGUGGUGGUAGCGGUGGAGCUGGUGGGGUCAGUGGCAGUAGUAGUAGCAGCAUCAAUGCCACCACCAGCAGCAGCAGCAGCAGUGGAGGCUGCUACAUGCGGGACACCAAGCGACUGAAGCGGGGGCCCGCGCCGGCCUGCCCGCCCCCCAGCCUGGCCGCGGAGGAGGCCUUCGUCAGCAGCGUGCUCUCCUCCUGUCGCAGCCCAGAGCAGCGGCGCUUUGCUGCCUCCUACAGGAAGUGGCUGGCAUCUGUCAUAGGUCACUGAUAAAAAGUCAAAGACUGACUCUACAACAACCAACUCACCAAAAACCAACGAAGAAGAAGUGGAAGAGGAAGCUUGCAGGUCGGGGGGGGGGGGGUAUUACUGACUGUGAAACGCUCUGGAAAUCCCAGAGGGCCGUGCGGCACGGGUGGGAACCCCACCCACUCACAUGCAGCCAAGCUUCCUCUUCUACAUGCGAGAUGUGUGGGAGAGGUGUGGGGAAAGAGAGGGGGUUCUCUCGGAGUGUUUAGUUCUCUGUCAGAGCCGGGUCAUCUUCCAAUAUGUUACACGAAGUUUGUAACAAAACGCAACCUGGACAUUUUUUUUGGUUUGAUUAUUUUUUUAUUUUUAAAUUAAAAGCUAUACAAGUUUAGGGUCUAUUACCUUUUUCUUCUUCUUAAUGAAUACCCAUGCCCCCCCCUAUCUACUUAUUUAUUUUGUCUUUUUUCCCCGGUUCCUCUUUCCUAUUCGUUUUGAAAUGAUCAUCUCACAGGUCAGAAGUGGUGUGUGCCUCCCCCAGUUUCGGUGCUGUUAAUCUCAGGUCUGUUUCAGAGUAACACAGUGUUUCUUUUAUUUUGUCUUUUUUUUUUUUUUUAAGUUGUCGUCAUGAUUUUUUUUUCUCACACUCUCCGUUAUUGGGGCUUUUUCAUUGAAGCAUUUCAAAAUAAUAUCAUCAUCCUCAUUAUUAUUAUUUAUCAUCAUCGUCAGCCAACACAUGAAUUACUUUUAUGUCUUCCAUUUACUACUGUUGGGGAAUAAAGACGAAAAAAAAGCAAAGGAAUAUUGUCGCAGACUCCUUUCGAUGCUGCCGUCUGGUUUAGCUCCCGAUACCCUGAUGCUGAAUUGGAGAAGACUGAAGUGCUUCGUAGCGCUACUUUUGGCUUUCAGGCAGCGUCCUCAGCUGAGACAUGAACAAAACAUUCUGACAUUCUGCCACUGUCGGGAUCUAGUAAGCACAAUCGGAUUAGACUGUGACGUGUAGUAGUCUGUCAAACACAAAGACACACAGGAAAAGGUAUGGAAGAAAAAUAGCUUAGCUUUAGAAACGCCCAGCAGAGAAAAUGUUGUCGACUUCAAUUGUUCUUCUGUUGGUUCUGUUCUGUUGGUAGGCAUCUUUUUUUCCUGAGUGGCAUUGCAUUUUUGGACAGCUGUCCUAAUAGCGAUUGUAGCAGAAUGAGAGUGAGAGAGACAAACAGAGAGAGAGAGAGAGAGAGAGAGAGACAGAGUUCUGUCAGUGCAUAGGCCUACACCUUAGCGCAUAGCAAUGUCUAAAGUGUCAGGACUGUUCUGCUUUCAGCCCUCCUUCUUGUCCCUUCAUCUCUUGUAGUCAGAGGUGCUGCUCCUGGGCUGCAUUUAGGAUCAUCCAGAACUCCAGAACAUCCUUGGGCCCAUAGAUGACUUUGAUAUAUUUGAGGUGGGGGUCCCAUAAUGAUAAUAAUAUGAUAAUAAUAAUUUCUCGCGGUUUUGCCUUUCAUCCCUUUCCCUCGGU